CAGUUCCCCCAAAGCCCCCAGGACAUGCUAGGUGAACUCCAGUUUGCCUUUGUAUGCUUCCUGCUGGGGAACGUGUACGAGGCUUUCGAGCACUGGAAGCGGCUCCUGAACCUUCUGUGCCGGUCAGAAGAGGCCAUGGUGAAGCACCACACCCUUUAUGUCAACCUCAUCUCCAUCCUGUACCACCAGCUUGGCGAGAUCCCUGCCGACUUCUUUGUGGACAUUGUCUCCCAGGACAACUUCCUCACCAGCACCUUACAGGUUUUCUUUUCAUCCGCCUGCAGCGUUGCCGUGGAUGCCACCCUGAGGCAGAAAGCUGAAAAGUUCCAAGCUCACCUAACCAAGAAGUUUCAGUGGGACUUUGAGGCGGAGCCUGAGGACUGCGCCCCAGUGGUGGUUGUUCUUCCCGAGGGUGUGGGGACUGGCUAACUGGAAAAGCUCUCAGCCAGAGGAGGCCCCUUCCCCACGGCUGUGGUCCUGGCUCCUCCAUUCACCUGUCCUACUGGGACUUCCUGGGGCAGCAGCCCUGCCAGGUUCUACAAAGAUAGAGCCAGAAUUCCCUCCUUCACCAAUAAAUAAGUUCUUUCAGUGCCAGAGAGGCUGUACCCCAUCUAGAAGGCACAUUUGUGGGUUCCCCGUCAGCCUGGCCUUGGUGCUAUAACCUAACUGAAUUCCAAAUGAGCUCUUGGGAGAGACCUGCCUCAGCAGCAGCUUGCUUCCUUCCAGAAGAGAAGAAGUUGAGCCCAAAGCCCAGGAGAACCGAUUGUUUAUUCCGUAGAAUGGUUAGAAACCCUGGACUGCCCAGGAGGCUGAGAUGUCAGUUGGUGACUUUUUAAAAGUUAAUCAGAGGGUAAUAGGGAGAUGAGCCAGGAUUUCUGCCUGCCCCUUGUUGGAUGGGAAUACAUCACAGAAAACAUGGGCGUGUGACCACCCUGGAGCCCCAGGUUGCGGGGAGCAUAACAGAAGACAGGUUGAAUCUGACGAGUGGUCAGCUUUUGCUUUAAAUCCCUUUCUCCUGUCCAGAGGUCCCAGUGGAUAAUCUUUCAAGAUCAUUGCAGCUCCUGACCUCAGAGGCAUUGCUAGUGCCACACCCCUCCCAUCUGCUCCCUUCUGAGGCCUGAGACCCAGAAGUGGGCCUUGGCAACCCUCUUGUAUGGCCCCAUUCCUCCCUCACCAGAGCCACCACGAGUGUUUCUGAUGACCUGGAGAUUCAACAACAAAGAGAAAGGUUCUUGCUUUGUACAGGUUUCUUUGGCCCUGUUGAAGUUCUGUGCCUUUAUUCAGAGCUCCAGAGAUGACCUGGUCAGCCUGGGUCCGCCCCCCAUCCUGCUGUGGGGCUGUCAGCCACAGGAGUGAUGGCGCUCCGGUUUCCUGGGAAUCCUGAGGGGUCGCGCAUCAUGCACGCAGGCCCUGCCACCCUGACCUCAGACUGUUGUUCUAUGAUCGGAGUCCCUGUGCUGCUCUCUCCCAAGGCUGUGGCUCACACUAGCUUUCUGAAUAACAAUCCCCUCCGGUUAAGACUUUCGGUUCCACUUGUCUCCUUGGAAUUGUUUUUCCAAGAGCAUAAUAUACAUUAAAGUCUUGGAGUUGAGAC
Molecule: messenger RNA, 1594 nt
Organism: Physeter macrocephalus (sperm whale)
Lineage: Eukaryota; Metazoa; Chordata; Mammalia; Artiodactyla; Physeteridae
Product: AAR2 splicing factor
Exons: 3
Biological process (GO): spliceosomal tri-snRNP complex assembly
Source: RefSeq, a predicted model, not a curated record